Hibiscus syriacus is the source of this 1047-nucleotide messenger RNA. RefSeq names its product probable serine/threonine-protein kinase PBL21. Gene Ontology annotation, molecular function: ATP binding; protein kinase activity. The record is from RefSeq and is a predicted model, not a curated record. The transcript has 5 exons. Lineage: Eukaryota; Viridiplantae; Streptophyta; Magnoliopsida; Malvales; Malvaceae. The coding region runs from base 1 to 1047 and encodes 348 amino acids. Gene Ontology annotation, biological process: protein phosphorylation.
AUGGGAGCUAUGAUCGAGACUCAGUUGUCGGAUAAAGUAACUCAUGUUUUUGCUAUCAGUUCAAAUGCUCUUUUGCACUGCGUCAAUGAGGACCAAUUGGCUCGUUUCAAAGGGGUCAGUGCUCUUUCUCGUCUUUUUAAUUUGAUGAUCGUCGCAGUGAAACAACUUAAUCAUGACCGUCUUCAGGGCUAUCAGGAAUUCAUUGUUGAGGUUCUUAUGCUGAGCCUAUUACUCCAUGUUAAUCUGGUCACCUUGAUUGGUUAUUGCACGGUCGGGGAUCAGAGGCUCUUGGUUUACGAAUACAUACCGAUGGGCAGUUUGGAAGAUCAUCUUUUCGAUUUAGAACCAGGACAAGAGCCUCUGAGUUGGAAUAAUUGUAUAAAGAUUUCCGUUGGUGCUGCUCGAGGAAUUGAAUAUCUAAAUUGCAAGGUCAACCCACCUGUCAUCUAUCAUGACUUAAAGUCUGCAAAUAUUUUGCUUAAUAAUGAUUUCAACCCAAAACUCUCGGACUUCGGCUUAGCAAAAUUGGAACCCGUGGGUGACAAAACUCAUGUUUCAACAAGGGUGAUGGGAACCUACGGGUAUUGUGCUCCAGAGUAUGCCAUGAGUGGGAAAUUAACUCUUAAAUCUGACAUAUAUUGUUUUGGUGUGGUCCUAUUGGAGUUGAUAACCGGACGGAAGGCGAUUGAUACUACUAAGAAGCAUGGAGAGCAUAACUUGGUUUCAUGGUCCCGUACGUAUCUAAAAGACCAGAAGAAGUUUAGCCUACUGGUCGAUCCUCUAAUUCGGGGAUGUUAUCCUCACCGUUGCUUGAACUAUGCAAUUGCAAUUACUGCCAUGUGUCUCAAUGAAGAAGCCAACUUCCGUCCACUUAUCGGUGACAUCGUAUGGCAACACUACCUAUUUGCAUAUAUUUGUGGCUUUUAUCUAGAUGUUGUAUUAGGUGUUUUUACUGUAGUCACCAUGUGGGCAGUUGUUGUAACUGAGGGUUGCAGGGAAAUAAAGUUGCAGUACUGUGGGUUUAAACUAGCAUUUGCUACAAGAUAA